AUGAAAUUCACCCAAGCGGAUUGGGAACAGCAUGUUGCGAACAAUCACGUGCCGUACCGCCGUGAUUGUGCAGUUUGCGUGCACGGUGCCGGAAACGGCCGCCGCCACCACGGUGUAGUUCACCCGGAUGUGUAUUGCAUGUCAGCCGACAUUGCGGGGCCCAUCCGUGUGAAGGGCAAAGACCCAGAAAGCCGCAACCACCGACCAGCCACGUUCAAGUACUUCCUCGCUGUGUCGUACCGCUUCCCACGGCUCAAAGGAGUGAAGGAGGAGUCAGACCCCAGCCAAACCGAGGGGUUUGAUGAUGCAGCACUCCUCCCGGGAGGGACGGAUGACCUUGCAGAUGAGGCCUUUCCCGCAGCAGAAGGCCCCCCGCACGAGGAUUACGAGGACUCCCUGUACGAGCCAAGUUUAGCGGAAGAAGAGGAGGAGGCGGAAGGUGAAGGAGUUGAAGGGCCGAGGGAGUUUGCAGCCAAAGUUGCCGAGGAGCAUCCCUGGGAGUCAGCCAGGUGUGAACUCGAAACACCGCCUGACAUGGCGAGGCUGGUGUUUGCAGUGCCACUUCACACAAACAAGGGAGACUCGCUUGAGGAGGAGCACACACCACCUCCACGCAGGGUUCGCGGCAAGCGGUCUGCUGGUGUGAGACUUGACGACGUCUUUGCACUUGACCCGCCGCCUCCCUUGCCGCCGCCAGCAGAAGCUCCACACCCGGAAGGGCCUGUGUCACCGGUUGAGGAGGAGUCUGCCCGUGUAGCGCGCUUGAGUCUGCAAGACCUCGAAGGUUUAGCUACGGAGCUUAUCGAGGACGACUGGGACCUUGAUGAAGCGUUGUGGGUGUUAGCCGAAGUGUGCAGAGCAGCGCCCCAGCUGCAACACAAAGCUGGGUUGUACCGUCACGGAGGUGUCGUAGGAGUUUUAGGGGGUACCACAGAUAAGCCUUGGCUGACAGAGCUUAUGAAUAUGGUGCUUUCCGCAGUUGCACCCACAGCUGAGUACACCUCGCUUUGGUUGUCUAAUUCCACUGUUCAACCCGUGCACGCCGACCACCACAACCUGCAGGGAUCCACAAAUGUAGUCCUCCCUUUGAAGCUCCCGCCUAACGGAGGGGAUUUGUGGAUAGAACUCAAGCCUGGUGACCUAGUCAGUGGCCCUGUAGAGGAGCGGGUAGACGGCAAAGGUAGGCGCUGGUUAGGGACAACUCACAAGUUAGAGCGCGGUAAGCCCUUUUUCCUAGACCCUACUCGCCGCCACGCCACCACUCCCUGGAAGGGUGAGAGAGCAGUCCUUGUUGGCUACACUGUCAACACGUUAGGCAAAGAGCUUGAGCACGAGUUUCAAAGCCUUGAAGCUUUAGGUUUUCCACUCCCAGCGUCGGUACGUUUACCGCUGACUGAGCAGCAAGACGUGAGACGUCUAGACGCGUUUGACUGCUUCGAAGAAGAGCCCCUUCAGGAGACAAAGGCACGUCACCCUGACGGGAAGACUUCGGAGUUGGCGAUUGGGACUGUGCUUAAAGGAGGAGGUUGGAAAGAAACCCAAGCCGUAGAAGCAGGUACUGUAGAGCUGGAGGUGUCGUGGAACCUGAAACACUCGCCGGACCAAAGGCGAACCCAGUCUGAGCACGCCCUGCUGGCUUGCCAACCAGACACCGAGACACAGGUUGAGGAGGAGGAGAGCUUAAGCGAAGACUCCUUGCCGGAACAACCAGUGCUGUGGGAGUUGUGGGUUCCACACCCGCAGACAGGUGAGCAGCUGUGUGUUCUCAGGUCUGACGACUCGGCCUACAGUGAAACUCAAGCUGUGGGCACUGGGACCGUGGCGCAGCAAGACCUGCAGCUGAGUGCCUUCGCUGUCGUAGGUGCUGCCAGCCAGACAACGGACGAGGAAGAAGACUUGUCUCUCCCCGUGUCGCUUGAUGCAGAUUUGAUGUUGGCAGUAUCCAUCAUCUGCAUUGGUAUAUCUGCUUCAUUGCAGUGUGGGAGUUCUUCAAGUGGUGCCUUCAAGGCAUCAUCUCCCGCCGAGAGGCAGGGACACCCGUGUUGUCUCCGAGCCCCCGCAAGGCGCGCAAGUUACAGCGCCUUCGAGAUCAAACUGCGCAGGCCAUCCAGGCCGAGAUCUCUGCACGUGAGGAGGCAGCAAGCUCGCAGUCUGUUGCUGCAGCGCCCAGACGCCGCCCCUCACAAACAACUCGCACGCGUGAGCAGGCAGGUGGAGCACCAACGCGUUACUUUGCAACACCCGAAGGGACCAAGCUCCACCGCACUAAGACCUGUUCCACGCUCGCCCACAACCACAGGUUUGUUGAGUUUCAAGUGUGCCAGCAGUGCCACGGGAGCGCUGCAGACCACACCCAGCACAGCACAGGGUAGGAACUACUCCACCCUAACGGGUUGGAUCUCUCAGUGCUCAUCCGUAGCUGUGUCUUUUUCCCACACGAGGUGCCUUGAGAGUCCUCGCAUAGUGAGGGCAGUUGGCCCAGCUUUUGCCAGGUAG
Molecule: messenger RNA, 2496 nt
Organism: Symbiodinium sp. CCMP2592
Lineage: Eukaryota; Dinophyceae; Suessiales; Symbiodiniaceae
Source: the annotation of a GenBank genome assembly